AUGAUUCCACGAAUUCAGUGCUCGUCCAGACGAAUGUCGGUACUCUGCACGAAACGCAUUAUUUUGUAUAAAUUCCACCCUCUUGCUCCUCCUCCUCAUCUUCUACUUAAUCUUCUCCUUCCUUUUCCUCUUCCUAUUCUCUUGCCACAUCCUCUUCCACUUUCUUUUCCUAUUAAUCGUUCACUUUGUAUUCCUUUUCCUCUUGCUCCUCCUAUUUACCUUCUACUUACUCUUCUCCUUCCUUCUCCUCUUCCUAUUAAUUUUCCUCGUCCUCCUCUUCUUCUUCUUUCUCGUCUUCUUCUUCUUCUUCUGCCUCUGCCUCUGCCUCUUUCUCUUCUGAUUCAUCUCUUCUUUCUCUUCAUCCUUCCACUCCUCCCGACCUCGUAUGCUUCUUACUCCCUCCUCCUUGCCUCGAUGGCAACACUCCCGUCCUCAUUUUCCAUUUCCCAUUUCCCAUUUCCCAUCUGCUCUCUUCCGCCCAGUCUGCCCCUCUGCCGUAACCAGUGCACUCUGAAUCCCACCUUUACUCGUCUUUUCCCUUCCUUCCUUCCUGCCCGGCCGGACAAACCGACACCCCCUACCGUUCCCCCCCUCCCCCACCUUCACCGCCUUGCAGACAUUGACGAGUGCGCCGAAUUCGUCGAGCCGCCCGCCUGCAGCCGCGGCUUCGUCUGCGUCAACACGAUCGGAUCCUACUUGUGCGCUUGCCAGACGGACGGCUACUUGUCGUUGCUGGGACUCGAGCUGGUCGAGCCGACCCCGCCCGCAGCCUCGACGUCGACGUCAACGUCGAUGAGGCAAGAGUAUCAGCAGCAGCAGCAGCAGCAGCAACAAGAGCACGAGAAAAAGGGGGGCUCAGCAAAGGGGCUACACUCGUUCUCGCCCGCUCUGUUGCCGGGCGAAGCGGGCCACCUCCCCGCCGCUUUCUGCAAAGGUAGGUUGACCGAGCCGGCGCAUCUGCUCGUGCAGGCAAUCGCGAGAGCAGAGAGCGUCUUUCCAUUCCAUUUCAUGCCAGCUUGCUUCUCAAAGGGUGGGGCGGCACUAGCCAAAACCGGGUGCCAGGUCGGUCGGUCGGGCGUUCGGACGAGGCAUUUCGGGAGGGGGGGUUGGCUCAAAUCGCUUGGACACGUGAGCUCUGGUCACGUGAUUUUGUGGAGAGGUUGA
Messenger RNA from Protopolystoma xenopodis, 1164 nucleotides. NCBI's taxonomy places the organism in Eukaryota, Metazoa, Platyhelminthes, Monogenea, Polystomatidea, Polystomatidae. The record is from the annotation of a GenBank genome assembly.